Loa loa (African eye worm) is the source of this 171-nucleotide messenger RNA. RefSeq lists its product as hypothetical. The record is from RefSeq and is a predicted model, not a curated record. The transcript has 2 exons. The coding region runs from base 1 to 171 and encodes 56 amino acids. Lineage: Eukaryota; Metazoa; Nematoda; Chromadorea; Rhabditida; Onchocercidae.
AUGUAUGAUCCAACUCUGCAAGCUAACCCUAUGGAAAAAGUAGGAUUCUAUACCGACCUACGCCGUUUUAUCCAAAAAGUUCCUCCGAAUGAAACAGUCAUAAUCCUUGGAGAGACACAGUUUGAAGACAAUCUACAUGCAUCCUCGAUCCCAGCACUGGCAUAUCACUGA